AUGUUGGAAGACGACUUUGACCGCCAGCAUCAUCAACACCAGCACAAGAAGCUUCGCAUCUUUAGCAGCCCGCUUGUCCGGCGUACGAGCAGGCUUAGCCAACGGGGCCCGGCGCACGGGGGGAGCUGGCGUCGCAUCGAGGAUGGUCACGACGAAUCCAAUAGCGAGCAUCAUCGCCACGAUCAAGACUACGACCUGCCGCAGUUCCAACGCUAUGAAGAGCCGACCCUUCUCGAAAUCUUCUACGAUUUGUUCUUCGCCGCCAACUAUAAUGUCUUUAAUGACACCCAGCAAGUCACUGGCCAAACCAAGUUCAAAGCGUCUGUUGGAUAUUUCUGGUUCGUCGCGCUCUUCGAUGUGCGCUAUGUCACUGAUAGCCUCUUUGCUCGCGCUACUAGGGCCAUUCAACUCGGCGUCUUGGUCGGCUUCGUAGUCGUCGCUCCCAAGUUCAAUCCCAAAGACCAAGAUCUCGACACAAUGCGCGCCAUGUCUCUCAUUCUGUGCUUCUCGCGGGCAUGUCUAGCCGUCGAGUAUGCGUCAACGCUGUGGCAUGUGCGAAGAUAUAAAAAGGCCCAUCUGCCACUCUACCUGCAAAUUGGCCUCCACGCCGCCGCCUCGGCCGUCUACCUCGGCGUCACUUUCCGCUUUACAAGCGAGAAGCAGAGCAGGGUGUACAUGACGUGGUACUUUAUUGCGGGCGGCGAAGCCAUCCUCAGUCUUUUGCUGUCUAAUCUAUCCUCUGUUGCCAGUCUCACCAAGACGCACUUGAUGAAGCGAAUGACGCUUUUGACUGUCAUGAUAAUGGGCGAAGGCAUCCAGCAACUGGCCAAAGAGGUCGUAACCAUUGUCAAAAACCCAACCGCAUGGGAUCCCACGACGAUUGGUCUCGUGACGGCAGGCACCACGACAAUUUACUUGGUGUUUUUAGUCUAUUUCGACUGGUUGAGGGACUCAUUCUACCUUCCCCGGCUCCGCCAGCAGCUUUGGACAAGCCUACACUUGCCAUUCCACCUCGCCCUGGUUUUAUUCAUGCAGGGCUUCACGCAAUACCUCUUGUGGUCCAAGAUAACCGUUCAGGCGGAACGAGCCCUCAGUAUUGCUGAUCCAUUCGACGACGCCAAGGAAAUGACGAGCCUAAAAGUCCGAGAUUCCAUGAACGCCUCGGUGCAAGCCUUCUUCCAAGACUACCCGCCCAAAAUUCUUAGCACUGUGGAAACCGUCAACCAAGCAUUGAACAAUUUCACAACCAUAUCCAACAGCUUCUGGCCUUUGCUUGUGAACGGCACCGUGCCAUCGGACCUCAGCUCCGCGCCUCCGGGCUACGAAGCCGACUUGGCAACGACCAACGACGCUUUUGUCACCUUGAUUAUUGCCAUGUACAAUGCUCUAUUUGCGGCCUUUGGCAUCAAUCUGGAGGAAGACGUCUCCCAUAAAUACCCCACGGCGGCUAAAGAGGUCAAAGACGGCGGAUAUCAGGUUCUAAUCUACAGCAAGACGUGGCAACGGUACAACCUGGUGUUUGCGUACGGCUACAUCGCCGCGGGAUGUACGAUUGUUCUCAUGGUUCUUCUUACCAUCAUCGCGCGCACCACCCCGUUCAAACCGUGGCCGAUUGCGCGCCUUGCCAUCAUUCUCCUCCUGGGUCUGGGCACCGGCCUAGUCGCCACUUUGUGGUACGACAAGGAGAAACUCGACGUGUUCCUGGGAACGCCGUGGGUUCUGCCAACCAUUACCUUUGUCUGGGCCGCCAUCUUCAUCUUGACGCACCUCAACGGCCAGGGAAUCAAGCGCAACAGGGACCGUUUAAGGCGCCGCAAGGCCGGUGGUUCGUUGCGCGGCGAGGCUGACGUGGCCAUGACGCCUUCUUCGCAAUGGAGCCAUGGGCACAAAGAGAGCACUGCGUACCGUGGCUCGGAGGCGCAGUCGCCGAGCCAGGCCUUGUACCAUUCUGUUGGCGGCGGGCGGAAUGAGUAUGGUGACAGGAAAUAG
Molecule: messenger RNA, 1989 nt
Organism: Metarhizium brunneum ARSEF 3297
Lineage: Eukaryota; Fungi; Ascomycota; Sordariomycetes; Hypocreales; Clavicipitaceae
Source: RefSeq, a predicted model, not a curated record